Messenger RNA from Apis dorsata (giant honeybee), 1335 nucleotides. RefSeq names its product insulin-like growth factor-binding protein 7. The record is from RefSeq and is a predicted model, not a curated record. The transcript is spliced from 5 exons. Bases 579 to 1235 code for a protein of 218 amino acids. NCBI's taxonomy places the organism in Eukaryota, Metazoa, Arthropoda, Insecta, Hymenoptera, Apidae. Gene Ontology annotation, molecular function: insulin-like growth factor binding. Gene Ontology annotation, cellular component: extracellular region. Gene Ontology annotation, biological process: regulation of cell growth; regulation of signal transduction.
UAUGUCAGAUGCUACGGAAGAAACAAGAUUGUUCAGUAGAAAAAUAUUGGGUAAAGGAAUGGUUUAUAAGAGAAGAAACGAUAGCGACAUCAGGGCGCCGACGCGAGGCGUCGAAACGGUCGACGCCGCGUAGACGCCGAUUGUUCGCCAGUACACGUUCGUCUUGAACACAGAGCGUAUCGGUUAUAUUUAUUGCGAAGAAAUAUUUUUUUCGGUUGUGCACGAUGUUAUUGCUAGCGUGAGUGUAUCAAUGAAAGAAAGUCAGGAUUAUUAUGAGACCUAUUAUGCAUCUUUCUCUUGAUAAAGUCGAUGACUGUAUCUUAUUUUAUAAAAAGAAACUUGGUCUUCUCUUAACGUGACAAAAAAAAUUGGUCAUUGUCUGACUACGAUAGAAGAAUGUGCUUAGGUGUGCGAUUGACAUACCGGAGCUGAGAUGUACGUCGUGGCAAAUUGUUUCGCGAUGAACUAAGUUCGCGAUUCAAGAGGCGACGUUUUUGAAUUGAGUCCACGAUCGUGCGCGACCAAGCAGACAAACGAGAUAAAAAAUAGAGAAGAAACCGGCGGCGGAGAAGUGAAAAAUGAGGGCCUCGUUGCUGUUGCUGGGGGGCAUCGUGGUAUUCUCGGUCGCAGUCGCGAGAGCUCUCUCCUGUGUCUGUUCACCCUUCGAGUGUGACAUUCUCACCGAUGAGGAUUGUCCCGGAGGCCUCACCUGGGAUCCCUGUAGAUGUUGUAAGGUGUGCGCUCGUGUCGAGGGAGAACCAUGCGGUGGUUUGUUUGGAUUUUCUGGAAGUUGUGCCAACGGCUUACAAUGCGUCAUCAAAAACUUGCUGCCCAACACUCGAGAAGUGGACGAGGGAAUUUGUACAAAGAUCCCGGGCAGAUGGAGGAGGCAUUGUCCGCAUGGGCAGAUAAUGUCUGAACCUGGUUGCAACUUAGUGUCCGAGGGAACCGCCGGAGAAAACGGAAAUACCGUGUCUACUGGAAAAUGCGUUUGUGGACCGUCGGUGCCUUGGUGUCCAAACGAACCUCGUCCUUAUGAUUAUUCUACCCGACACGAGUGCAAGCUCAAUUUGGCCGCAAAGAUGAAUUACGAUCUCUUUAAUUCUGGAAACACGGAAAGCGAUGACAUUCAAGGUGAGUCAUUUUUAGUUUAUUUUGAUAGUUUCUGGAAAGAAUUUAAUGCUUAUUAUUUAACUAUAUAUGUAUAUAUAUUAAUUAUAUUUAUAAAUAUAUAAAUACGCUUGUAUUAACGAAUUGUAUAUUAUAAUUUCAAUUAUACUUGAAUUUUUAUUGCUGUAUCUUAAUAUUGAAUAAAAAAGAAUAUUUUCAUAAAAA